Messenger RNA from Adineta ricciae, 1473 nucleotides. The record is from the annotation of a GenBank genome assembly. Lineage: Eukaryota; Metazoa; Rotifera; Eurotatoria; Adinetida; Adinetidae.
AUGCUGUUUCCCAGCAACAAGAAAUCUACAGGUGGUAGUUAUAAGACGGAUCCAUUUGUCAAUUUGAUUAAUAUACUUCUCUUGCCAAAAUUUCAUGGAUCAGGUUUGGGUGUUCUAAUCGCGUUUGUGCAAACUUGGAAAUGGUUUCUAAGAUCGGGAAGAGAAAUUACUGAUUUAUCUGCUAUCAGCAAAUUUGUUUUCUACAUUUUUGGUUCCGUUGGUUCUGCAGUAUUACUGGUGACUGCUGGUGUUUCAAUAUAUUUGUUGUUUUAUAAAAGCGAAUAUGAGAAAAACUUUUCCGGAGAAGACUUUGUUUCGUUCGAAAGUUUACUUAAGAUCUUUCUCGUUGUCUCAUUUACAUUUAAAACAUUGGAUAUUAUUCAUCUGAUCUUUCGACAAGCACGUAUCGAUAUAUUUUUCAUGGACUGGGAAAAAUCCAAAACAGGAAUUUCGAACAAUGUCGCAGUCUGGCGAACGUAUUUUGUUGCGAACGAAUUCAAUGAAAUUCAAACAUCUCGUCGGAUAAAUGUAACAUUCCAAAUGUUCUUCGUUUUAUUCUUUCUCAAAGUAAUUCAACUAGAAAAUAUUUCCUGUGCUCAAAGUGGCUAUAUCCUAUUCCAAUCGGCCGUUAAUUGUACAGAAUACAAUCAGAGUUUUCGUACUGGAAUAGGUUUCUCCACAUUAUUAGGCACCGCGAUUGUGCAAUAUCUUGCGUAUGUGUUAUUUUAUCAACGGCUCAUUGCUGAUCGAAUCGUGAACUUCAUUGAUUUGUGUUCGGUUUCGAAUAUUAGCGUGUUUAUUCUGGAUGAAAAUCAACAUGGUUACUAUAUUCAUGGGCGAUCACCGCAUGGAACGACCAAUGUGAAUAUCAAAGAGAUAAUGAUGAAUUUAUAUCGGGAAGAAAAUCAAAUGAUUGGAACACGUGGUUUGCAAGCGAAUUCGAAUGAACAAGUGUUUAUCAUGAAAAUGAAUCGAAACUUUCGAAAACAAUACGAUAUGUUGUUUCGUAAUUACAAUAGUUAUGUCGGUCCUCGAAAAAGUCGUGGAGAUAUUGAACGUUAUACAGACAUGUUACUUCAAUCGUAUCAAAAUCUCAAUGGCUUCCUUUGCGCAUUUAUUGAUCAUUCAAUAGCUUCGCAUAAAUAUUUCAUUCGCAAUCGAUACUUUGUCGAAAGACUUUUCGAUUAUGAAUUCCAAACGCAAGCUCAUAUCCAAUCUGACAAUACCGUAGAUAAUUUCUUAUAUAUCGACAACGAAAGAUCAUUUACAAAGAUCUUCUUCUACGGCGAAGAACGAUUACUCUUCUUCUGGAAUGCAGCUACAUUUCUUCUCGUUGAUGCAAUCGCACAAAAUUAUGUCUUAGCUGCUGCUAUCACCUACACUCUAAACGCAAUAUUCGUGUCAAUACGUGAUUCAUUUGGCCGAAGGAAUUUAUCACGGAAAACCUUGAUUCCAAGAAAUUUUUUGAUCUAA